CAUAAUUUAAAAAGCAUAACUAUCUUACAAAACUUUUACAUUAAAUGUUAUAUUAAUUUAGUUAUAUUCUGAUUUGUUGCCAUUAACUUGUCAAUAUUUUUUAAAUCUUUGUACUGGAUAUGAUGAAGUAAAAGAAUGUUACAAAGAUGCUUAUUAUAUAAAUACAUGUUUGCAUCGUAUAGUUAAGGAUGGAUGGCUCCAAUGUGGAGGUAUAGGGGGUAUAAUUCAACGUUAUAUCAAUUAGUCUUUGGAUUUGAACCAUUUCAAUUGGAUAAAAAUAAUGCUGCUGAUGUUACAAUACCUGAUGAAUCUUAUUGUGUUCCUCAUGAUCGUCGAGGAGUUCUUUCAAUGACAAAUGAUGGCAAACAUUGUAAUGGAUCACAAUUUGUUGUAUGUUUAAAACCAAAUCCUUGGAUGAAUCAUUUUUAUGUUGCUUUUGGACAACUUAUAGAUGGUGCUAAAACUUUAAAAAUAUUAGAAGAUAUUUCAACAUAUUAUGAACAUCCUCUUAAAAAAAUUGUAAUUUCACAAUGUGGAGAAUAUAGCUUUAAUAAUGAACUUAAAUUGGAGACAGAAUCAAGGAUCUUCCUUAAACAUCAACCACCAGCAAGUAUAGAAGGAGAAGAUGUAAGAAUCACUGAUACUGCAUUUGAUUUUUACUCUAUUACACCAUGGCUUGAUAAUAUUGUGGAUAGUAUAGAUAUUCGCGAUACCGAAUCGCUUUUGUUGGCUAAACGGUAUUUAAAUGGUCUCUACAGUCUUUUAAGUGACUAUGAACCAGGAAUGGAUAUGCGUUUUUAUGAAAAAAUUCAUCUAAUUAGUAUGGCAGAAUAUAAUACGGUAACUGCUAAGCUUCAUGAUUUAUUGUUGAAUUUUCAACCAGAUAUAAUGACUGAACAAAAAAAAAUGAGAUUUAUCUCAGAAGUUUCUAAAAUUAUUUUAGCAUACAUUUUUCAUCAUGAGCAUAAUGAAUUUUGCCUACAACAUAUUUCAUUUAAUACUCAUGCAACAAUACAUAAAAUAUUAGAAAUUGCACAUGAAAUAGUAUUAAAAACUAUUAAAAAGGCUGCAAAGAAAUCUAUAAUUUCUCGGGAAUGUGGAACUGCGAAAAUUGCAAAGAUAUUUGAACUAAAACAUGUCAAUAAUAUAUUAGUCUCAGAAGGUUGUAUGUCACUAAUAGAAGAAAUAUUAAAUAAAGCUAUAUUGUGUUUAUUAAAAACUUUUGAAAUGCAAGAAUAAUAAAAAUGUAACGAAGAAAUUUAUAAUUUUGAUAGAUAAAAGUGCCUCACUUUUUAUUAUUAUUAUUAAUUUUUUUUUUUUUUUGAAAUUUAUACACACACAAUUCUUUUCAUAUCACACAAAUUACAAUACAGUAUUCACAAAUCUUAAAUUUUAUAUAAACAUAACAUAAAAAUAAUGUAAACAACCAGCAUUUUAGAAAACAACAUAUUAAAAGUAAAGUAUUUGAAA
Messenger RNA from Bombus terrestris (buff-tailed bumblebee), 1470 nucleotides. RefSeq lists its product as uncharacterized. The coding region runs from base 193 to 1239 and encodes 348 amino acids. Gene Ontology annotation, biological process: protein peptidyl-prolyl isomerization. The record is from RefSeq and is a predicted model, not a curated record. Gene Ontology annotation, molecular function: peptidyl-prolyl cis-trans isomerase activity. The transcript has 7 exons. NCBI's taxonomy places the organism in Eukaryota, Metazoa, Arthropoda, Insecta, Hymenoptera, Apidae.